Molecule: messenger RNA, 2621 nt
Organism: Clupea harengus (Atlantic herring)
Lineage: Eukaryota; Metazoa; Chordata; Actinopteri; Clupeiformes; Clupeidae
Gene: plk2a
Product: serine/threonine-protein kinase PLK2-like
Exons: 14
Coding region: 66-2018 (650 amino acids)
Biological process (GO): protein phosphorylation; mitotic spindle organization
Cellular component (GO): spindle pole; nucleus; kinetochore
Molecular function (GO): protein serine/threonine kinase activity; protein binding; ATP binding
Source: RefSeq, a predicted model, not a curated record
UUAGUGGAGAUGCCUUGCAGCUCGCCACUUGCCAGUCGCGCCUCUCUCCGUGCGCGGCCGGUGGAAUGGCGCUUCUACGGACUCUCUCUCAUCAACCUGUUACCAGCAAAAACAUGUCCGAAAGGCCAAAAGCAGCUGACCUGAGAUCGAAAAAAGCUGAGCAUCACACGCACGGCCCCCAGGAGCUAUCUCGGAUUGUUACCGAUUUCAAGACGGGGAGAUGUUACUGCAGAGGGAAACUACUCGGAAAGGGAGGUUUCGCCAAAUGCUAUGAAUUUUCGGACUUGGUCACUGGCAAAGUGUACGCUGCUAAAAUCAUUCCACACACUCGCGUCUCUAAGCCGCACCAAAGGGCGAAGAUCGACAAAGAAAUUGAGUUGCAUAGAGCACUUCACCACAAACACAUCGUGCAUUUUUACCAUCAUUUUGAGGACAAAGAUCAUAUCUAUAUUCUUCUGGAAUACUGCAGCCGACGGUCUCUGGCUCACAUACUGAAAGCACGCAAGGUACUAACAGAGCCGGAGGUCAGGUACUACCUCAGGCAGAUAGUGGCUGGACUGAAGUACCUGCAUGAGCAGGAGAUUUUACACCGAGACCUGAAACUGGGAAACUUCUUCAUCACAGAGCUGAUGGAGCUGAAACUAGGGGACUUUGGACUGGCUGCCAAGCUGGAACCGGUGGAGAGCCGCAGGAGAACCAUCUGUGGAACCCCCAACUACUUGCCCCCCGAGGUUCUCAACAAACAGGGCCAUGGCCGCGAGUCUGACGUCUGGGCCCUCGGAUGCGUUAUGUAUACCAUGUUGCUGGGCAGACCCCCAUUUGAGACCACCAACCUGAAGGAGACAUACCGCUGCAUCCGUGAGGCCCGCUACACCCUUCCCAGCACCCUGUCCACCCCUGCCCAGGAUCUCAUCAGCGGCAUGCUGGCCAGGAACCCCCAACAGCGACCCCUGCUGGACAGCAUCCUCAGCCAUGACUUCUUCACACAGGGAUUUACACCAGCGAGAUUGUCCAUCAGUUGCUGUGUGUCAUCUCCAAACUUCCAGCGCAGUCCACGCCAAAGCUUCUUCAGGAAGGCUGCAGCAGCUAUCUUUGGAGGAAAAAGAGACAAGGAAAAAUACUACCACACACUCAAGCUCAGUAAAGAGGAGGAUAUCCACAGGCUACAGAACGACCUGAAGAGGAUCACUAUCGGCACUCCUCCAGUCACGGACACAGCUACUGGAGUGAGACACUCAGCCCCCCCUCGCCCCCCUCCUACUCCACCCCCUCCUCAUGAGGUGAGAGACUCCAUCCACAUGAUCGUUAGAGGAGCUCUGGGGACCAGCUGCAACAGCAGUGAGGGUGUGGAGGAUGGCACCAUGGCCAGUGUGGUUGAUGGUGUGGCCCGAGUCCUACGGGAUUGUCUGGAGAACAUGCCGGAAGCCGAGUCCAUCCCGAAGAAAAAAGUGGGCAGCACUUUCCUUUGGGUCACGAAGUGGGUGGAUUACUCCAACAAGUAUGGCUUUGGCUACCAGCUGUCUGACCACACUGUUGGUGUGCUCUUCAACAAUGGCACUCACAUGAGCCUUCUUCCAGACAGGAAAACGGUGCACUACUCUGCAGAGCUGGGCAACUGUUGUGUGCUUUCCAGCAAGGAGGCCAAGGAGCCCUUUCUGGGCCAGGUCACCAUCCUGGAAUACUUUGCUCACUACAUGGAGGAGAACCUCAUGGAUGGUGGAAAUCUGUCAAAGGUCACAGAUGUCAGUAAGCCCUGCCUCUAUCUGCUUCAGUGGCUCAAGUCCGAUCGGGCCCUUAUGAUGCUGUUCAACAAUGGCACCUUUCAGGUGAACUUCUACCACGACCACACCAAGAUCAUUCUGUGCUGCGAAGCCCAGGAGUACUUGCUGAGCUACAUCAACGAGGAGCGCGUAUCCACCACCGUGCGCCUCAGCGCGUUAAUCAACAACGGCUGCUCCGCUCACCUGCGAGAACGCAUGCACUACGCCUACAACAUGUUGAUGCAGCUGUGCACCUGAACACCACACCUGCAACACGCCGACACAUCACAGCCACUGGAUAGAUACAUUGUCUAAAACUGACUGAUGCAUCAAGGCAAUUGGAAACUCCAUCUGCGACAUGUGGCUGCAGAUAUAUAGCUGCACAUGAGGACUUAACGUGUGUGAUGUGCCCAAGUCCCACUGGUGGGAGCCAUGUGAAAAGCGAGAGGAGGUGAAAACAGCUACACAUGAAAACACGGGGCUGGACCCAGACGAUGUACAUACAUGCUGAUCUUUGAUUGAGACAGACUCAUGCCAAGGCAGUUGAGUUGGCUCAGUACGGACUCUAGGACUAGGUGGGCUACAGCAAGAGCAGGCUGCUGCCUUCUGGCCCGGUGUAAAGCAGAAACCAGUGUAACUGUGAACUAUUCUAUGCUAGAACUAGAAAGGUUUGGGUGUGCUGGGUCAGAGAUUGAGGGACAUGUGUUUACAUGUGCAGCUGACAGACAGGUCCAUGGCCCAUCCACAAUAAGCACCAUGGAUGCUUGAGGAGCUUGGUUGUCUUGGUAACUGUCCGUGAUUGUUGUAAUGAGCACUGUGUAUUUAUUUGUUAAAUAAAGCCAUUGAGUAGUUUCUAAUAUG